AACAUGGAAACAAGAAACCAAACAGUUAUUUCAGAAAUUCUUCUCCUGGGACUGACAGAUGACCCAGCCCUGCAGCCCCUCAUCUUCAGCCUGUUCCUGUCCAUGUACCUGGUCACUAUGAUGGGAAAUCUGUUCAUCAUCCUGGCUGUCAGCUCUGACUCCUACCUCCACACCCCCAUGUACUUCUUCCUCUCCAACUUGUCCUUUAAUGACAUCUGUUUCAGCACAAGCACCAUCCCAAAGAUGCUGGUGAACAUCCUAACAGAGGGUCAGAGCACCACAUACACUGACUGCCUCUCCCAGGUCUGUUUUGCCUUGAUUUUUGGUGGUUUAGAGAAUUGUCUCCUAACAGUGAUGGCCUAUGAUCGCUAUGUGGCCAUUUGUCAUCCCCUGAGGUACACAGUUAUCAUGAACCCCUGCCUGUGUGUCCAGCUGAUUCUGAUCUCCCUGCUCAUCAGCACUGUGGACGCCCUGCUGCACACUCUGAUGGUGCUGAGACUGUCCUUCUGCACAGAAGUCCUGGAGAUCCCCCACUUCUUCUGUGAACUUGCUCAGGUCAUCAAACUGGCCUGUUCUGAUACCCUCAUCAAUAACAUCCUGGUAUAUCUGGUCACUGGUCUCCUUGCUGUUGCGUCUAUGUCUGGGAUCAUUUUCUCUUACGUUCACAUUGUGUCCUCUGUCUUGAGAAUGCCAUCAUCCAGAGGAAAGCACAAAGCCUUUUCCACCUGUGGGUCUCACCUGUCUGUUGUCUCCCUGUUCUAUGGGACAGGUUUUGGGGUGUACAUUAGCUCUGAGGUGACCGACUCCCCCAGGAAGACUGCAGUGGCUUCUGUGAUGUACUCUGUGGUCCCUCAGAUGCUGAACCCCUUCAUCUACAGCCUGAGGAACAGGGACAUGAAGGAGGCCUUGAGGAAGCUCAUAGGAAGGGCAGCUCCUCCUCUGUGA
This is a messenger RNA of Marmota monax (woodchuck), 945 nucleotides long. RefSeq names its product olfactory receptor 7G2-like. The record is from RefSeq and is a predicted model, not a curated record. Lineage: Eukaryota; Metazoa; Chordata; Mammalia; Rodentia; Sciuridae. Gene Ontology annotation, biological process: G protein-coupled receptor signaling pathway. Gene Ontology annotation, cellular component: membrane. Gene Ontology annotation, molecular function: G protein-coupled receptor activity; olfactory receptor activity. The transcript has a single exon. The coding region runs from base 4 to 945 and encodes 313 amino acids.